Messenger RNA from Scatophagus argus, 2056 nucleotides. RefSeq names its product cerebellin 4 precursor (gene cbln4). The record is from RefSeq and is a predicted model, not a curated record. NCBI's taxonomy places the organism in Eukaryota, Metazoa, Chordata, Actinopteri, Scatophagidae. Bases 559 to 1140 code for a protein of 193 amino acids. The transcript is spliced from 3 exons. Gene Ontology annotation, molecular function: protein binding.
UAAGUUCCAAGAGAUUUUCCAGAGAAUUAGAGGAAUAUAAGCUAAUAUUUGUCAAAUUACGCAGGGCCAGUUAAUGAACUUCUACCACAUGUGUGUGUGCGUAAAGUGGAUGGCUGGGCGCGCACACACGCAGCACUUCACUGCGGGGAACAGCUGCUGUCAGACGCGUUACACGGAGUGGGAGUGGGGGCUAUGGACGAUUUCUCGACUGAUUCGCCUCUCAGACAGGACCACUUUUCUCUGAAACAGUUCACAUGGUCUACUUUUGUCUCAUCCACCAGCUUUGAAUGAGCUGAAAAUGAGACGCGUGGACAACAGUCGGUGAUCUCUGCGUUUCCCGGUUGUUUGCACAAGACGGUUUAGAGUUAACACGGAUUCUUUGUUGCUGGUGUCUCACUCGGACAUGGCACAUCUCUGGAUCCAGUAAGAGAAUCUCACAGCGUCAGACGCGUCUGCGGCGAGGGGGACCAGCGGGAGGACUCGGAAACUUGUGUGGUGCAGGAGACGGUCUCUCUUUUCGAAUCGGCGCUGCCACAGCUGUCACAGUGCGAGACAGCCAUGGUGAACUCCUUCAUACUGAUGCUCAGCUGGACUGUGUUCUCUGAGGUGACGAGAGCUCAGAAUGACACGGAGCCUAUUGUCCUGGAGGGAAAAUGCCUCGUGGUGUGCGACUCUAACCCGACCACGGACUGGAAGGCUUCGUCCUCUCCGCUCGGCAUCUCAGUGCGCGCCGCCAACUCCAAGGUGGCUUUCUCUGCAGUCCGGAGCAACAACCACGAGCCGUCGGAGAUGAGCAACAAAACCAGAAUAAUAUACUUCGACCAGGUUCUUGUGAAUAUAGGAAACUACUUCACAUUUGAAUCAGUUUUUUUGUCCCCAAGAAAAGGAAUCUACAGCUUUAACUUCCAUGUCAUUAAAGUGUACCAGAGCCAAACCAUACAGGUGAACUUGAUGUUGAAUGGGAAACCCGUAAUCUCUGCCUUUGCGGGUGACAAAGAUGUGACCCGCGAAGCUGCCACUAAUGGAGUUCUGCUGUAUCUGGAAAAAGAGGACAAAGUCUACCUGAAGCUGGAGAAGGGAAACCUCGUUGGUGGAUGGCAAUACUCAACAUUUUCUGGCUUUCUUGUGUUCCCUCUGUAAGAAAAAGAAAAAAAAGAGAAGAAAAGAAAAGAAAAACAAAAAAAAGAAGAUCGUAAGCUGACUGACUGCUUCAUAAUGUGUCGUCACUGUAUAAUCAAAACAUUGCUGCAAAUGGUGGAAAGUGUUAUAACAAAUGGAUCAGAACAGAGAGAGGAAAUAAAACAGUGGAAAUCAUUCACAUUCUCUGGAAGUACAGAGUCCCCGUCCAGAUGAAAGAGACUUGAAAUGUUCCCUAUCACUACUGUAUGUUCCUGUCACUCAAGCAGCCUCAGAGAGGAACACUGAAACAUCCCAGCAGUACUCUUCAAACCUGGACUUGUUGGAAUAUUCUUAGCAUACUGAUUUUUUUUUUUUUUUUCAUGGCAAGUGUUGCAUUCAAGUACGUCUGCCUUUUGGGUGUAAACUGUAUAUGUUUGUUUUACUUUUGUGAAUUGUCACCACCAAUUUAUUCACAUUGUAAAGUCCCAGGGAGUGUCUCCUCCUGAGCCAGUUGUUUCAGGCCAAGUGGUGCAGGUCACUGAUUACCACAAAUAUAGAAGUUGGUUAAUGCUUGUUAGAAAGAGUGUUUGGUAAUCAGAUUACCUGAACAGGCCUACCGAGCACGGGGCCCCCGACUUAGGCCCUUUGACUUAACCUGCAAAAUGUCAUUGAAAGAAGUGCAAAACAACCGCAAAGAGACAGCGAACAAUUUCAAAGGCGCCAACUGACCCGAACUGCCACAAAACUACUACAAAGAGACACAAAAUGACCGUAAAGCAUAGCAACACACUCACACAAAAGACUGCAAAGAGAUGCAAAACGUCCACAAAGAGACAAAGAUUUGACCACAAAGAGACAAAGAUUUGACCACAAAGAGACAUAAACUGAUUACAAAGAUAACAACAUGACCACAAAGACACUACAAAACAAUGCAGAA